GCUUGCCUCCGCAGAAGAAGCCAGCAAGUGCUGCUGUGCAGCAGAAGCGGCCUGCAGCUUCCGCUGUCAGUGCUGGGGUUCUUCAACCCGUUGACUGGCUCAACGUCUUGCCGGAUGUGCCAGACCUCGGCAGACCGCUGCGUGUGGCACUCCCAUGUGUAGGGGUGGACGGUUGCGGCUGGGCUUUGAAGAUGCUUGGUGUUGACUAUGAGGCCACCAAUGUCUAUGACCUGGAAGCUCACUACCGGGAAUACUUGGAAUUUCAUGUGCCCCUUGCCUCAGGCAGCAGCCUUCACUUGGGCCGUGUGGAGGGCGAUGUGAUGUUGAAAGACAUCGUAGACCUUGAGCGGCCCGUUGACGUACUUUGCUCAGGACCUCCUUGUCCCCCAUGGUCUGGCAUGGGGAAUAAGGCUGGCCCGUGUGAUCCACGCAGCCUUGUGUAUGUGAAAGUGCUGACGUUUGUCAUCGCCCUCAUCAAGGCAGGAGAGUUGCUUGGCACAGUGCUGGAGAACGUCAAGGGCAUCCUGACGAAAGUGCUGCCUGAAGGCUCCUUCAUGGACUGUUUGCUUGCUGUGCUUCGUGCUGAAGUGCCGGAGUUUGACUGGAAGGUUCAGAGUCUGGAUGCGUCCGACUAUCUUCUGGCACAGCGUCGGCCACGUGUCUUUCUGACGGGCAUCCGAAAGACCUUUGCUGCGGUGGUGCCGGAUGCACUGCCGCCUUUGGGCAAAAACAGCUUACGUUGUUUUUUGCACCCCAAUGUGCCAGCUGUCAACCCAGAAAAAGAGUUGACGACGCACAUGCAGGCCAACCUCCGCGACGCAGAGAAAGCAUUGAAGCGGAAGCUGAAAGAUGGCGAAGUGGAGGAGAGCAGCAUCGUCAUCUUUCCGGUAGAUCGAGCUGACGGCAAGGUGUUUCAGCGGGUGUACUCGAAAAACAUCGCCCCCACGCUUACCUGCAGCAACCGCUACCUGUUUGUUGCCUCCAUGGAUCUUCACCGCACCGCCAAGAAACGAUCAUUCUGGCCAGAGGCUCGCCCUGGCAGCAGAUACAAAAUCCGCAUCGGUGAAAGUGACAGCGACGCCUCAGCUGCGGAGGCCUGCGCCCUGCGUACAAGGCCAGCCAUGCCUCACAAAAUGGCUGAAGUGUUGCGGUUCUUGAGCACGUUGAACAAGAACCCUGGCUCCUCUGAGGAAGCACAAAUGCACAUGCUGGAGGCCUGCCUCAGUGACAUCCGUGCAGGACCCAAGCUGAGCAUGGGCGACGCCACAACAGUUUUGGAAGACCUGGAGGCCUCAGACUUGCCCCGAGGCGUGAAGGACAAAGUGGUUGCCUGCGUGCAGGACAUGGCGACCUGCAGCUUGCAGGACACAAGCGAGACUGCUAAGAAGCAGGGGAACAAGGUGAACCAGAGGGCUCUGGGCUUCCAGGACUUUUUUGUGCAGCCUGAGUGGGAUGAUUUGACAUCUUGCCGCACAGAGAUGAACAGCAAAAUGAAGGUGAUUGCCAAGAGGAUGUGUUUGCUAGGCAUGAAGUAUGCGUGUGAGAAGACAUACGUACUGGCGACCGCCAUGCUCUUACUAUGCACGCACCAAGGGCCGCCUCAGGACUUGGAGGUGAACGCCAAGCAUGCUUAUGGCGUGUUGCUGGAUCUGAAGACGGUUUGUCGGGCUAUGACCAAGAGCUAUGCCGACAGCAGCAUUCGACUGUACCCACAGCGACCUGAGGAUCUGCCCGGGUCGCUGUUUCGUGCAGCAUAUGCAACCAAUCCGCCAGUUGCAUGUCCUUUGGACGGCUUUGCCCUGAAGUCGCUCAGCCAGCAGCUGGCGGCGAGAAAGAGCCACGCCAGCAUCAGCCGCACCAUUUCCAUAGGUGCCGGUGCACAUGGCAAGCAAAUGUCUCUUGCAGGCAUGGACAUGCAACAGCUGAUGCAAGGUGCCGCCGUACUGAGCCAGAUGUUUCAGAAUCAGCAGGCAGGCGCUGGCGAGUGCAAUAUCUCCUUUCUGCACGGCAACUCCAAGCCGAAGCGUGCGGCUAAGGCUCUUUGCGACGGCCCUGCAGAGACCCUGCAGCAGGAGGAAACUGCUGCUGCAGCAAAGGAGACUUGUGCGGAGGAGCCUCGUGCGAAGGAGCCUUGUGCGGAGGAGCAUUGCCCUGCGAAAGAGCCAGAGGUCAGCACUCCAGCUUCGAAGAGACAAGCGAAGGCUGAUCUCGACACCAUGGCUUCGGCGAUCGGGAAGCAGCUCGCACUGAGCAAACAGCCGCAGGAAAAGGUGGAGGACACGCCUGGGCCAAAGGAAAAGAAGCCGCUGAAGACGACGCCGAAGAAGACGGUGGCCAAAGCAAAGGCGACGAAGACGAUCAAGACGGGCUCCAAGCUGAGUGGCUAUCCUGGAAUUUCCAAAAAGCCACCGCAGUAUUUGGCCUCUUGCACCAUCUAUACGACUCAUGAGAGCUGGCGCGUCAGACCUGCAGGAAGCAAGCUUGACAAAGCUUUCCGCUUCGGCGACAAGCCCAAGGCUGCGUGGAAGGACUUGGCCGAGUAUGUGGCCAAGCUUGCCUGA
Molecule: messenger RNA, 2561 nt
Organism: Symbiodinium sp. CCMP2456
Lineage: Eukaryota; Dinophyceae; Suessiales; Symbiodiniaceae
Source: the annotation of a GenBank genome assembly